This is a messenger RNA of Penicillium verhagenii, 1479 nucleotides long. RefSeq lists its product as uncharacterized. The record is from RefSeq and is a predicted model, not a curated record. The transcript is spliced from 2 exons. Lineage: Eukaryota; Fungi; Ascomycota; Eurotiomycetes; Eurotiales; Aspergillaceae. Bases 1 to 1479 code for a protein of 492 amino acids.
AUGACACAAAGGAGGUGCCAGUCUAUUCACGAAAAUCAGAAAGAAAACGAGUCAUGGAAGAAGAAGUGGGAAACCUUGCAAGAGUAUUGCAAACGCCGCCAACAGGAGUAUUUAUGCCUGCAGCAGCAGAACGAGACUCUCCUUCGGAAGUUGAAUUUCCAGGAAGGUCGUGAAAUGAGUCUUCGGAGAAGCUAUGAUGCACAGACGGAGGAAUUGAAAAACUCCAGGAAGGCCCAGCUUUUUACCGAAGAGAAAUAUCGCCGUCAAGCGGAAAUGCUUGAUGAAUCUCGUGUCGCACUCGAUACUGCAUCGCAGGCGAACACAUCACUUGCUAUCAAGCAACUCGAACUUCAAAAGUGGAUUCCCUGUUUAGACGAUGAUGAGAUAAGACAGGCCUUGGGUAAGCUUUACCAGGGCCUGGAGAGAUGGGUGAACAGCAAUUUCCCUAACCUUAUUCCGGGUCGCAAGGCCAGGGACGUCGAUUUCCACAACAACAUGAUACAACCAAGGAGUUGCUUCGAUACUUGGUUGGAGAUCCAUGGCGUUGUCUCACAUGAUAUCUUUAACAACCUUCUGUGUCGCACUCUGGUCGCCAUCGAAGAUUCGUGGUUCAGCCAAAACAUUGGUGUGGUCGACGAGCGGAUACGAGAAAUUUGUCCUGCGCAUGUUUCACACCAGUGGCGCUCUGCAACCAGUACAGCAAUCUCGUCGCUCUUUCGCGAAAAUCUGGAAGCAAACUGCAAGCAGUAUGCUGCGAUUGCGAAUGAAAAACACGCUCAGUAUUCUCCUACGGAAGCUGCGAAACGAAUCUCACAGCUGGAAAUACUGAUGAUGAAGUUUGCGGAUCUGAAAGCCAAGCUGGAAUGCCAGGCUGAUCGCUUCUACUUUGAGUGGUUUCCAGCGGGUACCCCGUUCUGUGAAGUGCGAAUGGCUUCUUUUACUGGAGAACGCUCCAGGGAUGCACUCGUAGGGAGCUGUCUUGCACCGGCCUUGUUCAAGGUCCCAUCGGAGGGGGGUCAUGUAUUGAUCCGGCAGGCCACUGUGCUGGUUCGUGCUCCCCCGGAAUUCGAUGGCAGCAAAGAGGACGGGGAUGGAUUGGGAUACGAUGGCCACAACGAGGGCGGGGAUGAGGUGGAAUUCGAUGAUAUCAAAGAGGGCGGGGGUGGGUUUGAAUUCAAGAGCAGCCACGAGGAUGAGGAUGAGUCGGAAUUCGAUGCCCACAAAGAGGGCGGUGAUGAGUUUGAAUUCAAUAGCAGCCACGAGGGUGAGGGUGAGUCGGAAUUCGAUGUCCACAACGAGGGCGGGGAGGAGAUGGAAUUCGAUGAUAUCAAAGAGGACGGGGAUGAGGAUGAGUCGGAAUUCGAUGGCCACAACGAGGGCGUGGAUGAGAUGGAAUUCGAUGAUAUCAAAGAGGGUGGGGAUGAGUUUGAAUUCAAUAGCAACGACGAGGAUGAGGAUGAGGAUGAGCCGGAGUUUUGA